AUGGCAGAGCCGAGGAAAGUGCCGUUCGUCACUCUGUCGUCCUUCAACGCCUCGCCGCCGACCCCGGAGAGCAGCAAGAAACGCCGCCGCGAAGAUGAGGCCGUCGACGUCACUUUUGGGAAAGAUGGAGGCGGAGGUGCCGCGGCGGCGGCGGUCGGGUCAGGGGGUGGCGGCGGGGGUCUGUUUGGCAACACGCAGGCGGCCGACGCCGAGGCCGGCGAGGAGAAGCCCACCGUCCGCCUCAGCCUGUCUCUGGUCGAGCCCAACGAGCGGGGCUCCUCCGAGUUCAACUACGGCGAGCUGGUCAACUCAACUCCUCAGGUAAAAAACACAGCCCCUAAAGGACUCGCUCCUCCACUGGACCCCAGCGACCCUUUUGCAGACGAUGAGAAGGAGAGGCGAGAGGUGGAAGAGCUCGCCAGGAAAUUUGAGAACAAAUAUGGAGGAGGCAGCACAAAAAAGAAGAAGCGGGACAGGAUGCAGGAUCUCAUCGACAUCGGCUACGGCUACGAUGAGACCGACCCUUUCAUCGACAAUUCGGAGGCGUACGACGAGCUGGUGCCGGCCUCGCUCACCACCAAGCACGGCGGCUUCUACAUCAACACGGGCACGCUGCAGUUCAGACCCGCGUCCGACUCCGAGGAGGAGAACGCAGGCACGGAGGGCCACCACUUCAAGAAGACGAAAGACGGGGAGGAGAGAGCGAAUAAAAAGCGGCGGAAAAAGCAAGAGGGUGGAAUUCUAGAGGAAAAGAAGCCCAAGAAGAAUAAAGUACCAAAGCCCGGCGGCUCGUCUCUAAACGUGCACCGGCCCGAGAAGAAGAAGAGGAAGAAGCUGAUGAAGGACUCCCUGAACCUGGCCAACAUGAUCCGCCGCUUCACCCGCGAGAAGGAGGAGAUGCGCAAGCGGAACCUGACCACCACCCCCGCCGCCGCCGGCCUGCCCCCCCGCCCCGCCGCCAAAGUGCCCGGCGCCGCCGCCGGCGCGCUGGCCAACGCCAAGGCCGGCGAGGGCGGCGACUGCCACAUGGCGGACCUGAGCGAGGACCAGGCGGUGAUGUCACUGCUGGGCUCGGCCAACAACGACCUCCUGCAGGACAUGAUGGGCGACCUGGACUUCCGCAUGCUGGACUCGCCGCAGCCCUCCAGCCCGGGGCAGGGCGAGAACGGCUCCUUCGGCGCGGCGGGCAAAGCGGGCGGCGGGCGGGUGGCCCCGGCCGCCAUGAUGGCGCCCCCCCCGCUGCCCUGCGGCCUCCCGGACUCGCUCGCCAAGCGCAUCGAGGACCUGAGAGCCGCGUCCCGUCUAUUCGACGAAGAGGGCAGGAAGAAGUUCUUCACACUGGACAUGAACAACAUCCUGCUGGAGUCAGUGUUACUCAGCUCGGCCUUUCGCAUGCGUAAGCGUAAGAGCGGGCCGCUCAUCGAGCUGCAGGUCCGGAGGCAGCCGGCCGACGUGCGCUCGGCGGUCUACGGUCACCUGGAGGCCUUCGUGCCCUGCAAUAAAGAAGCCCUGCUCAAGCGCCUUAAGAAGCUCAGCCUCAACAUUCAGGACGACCGGCUCCAGACGCCGCUGCUGAACCUGAAGCUGGCCGUGUGCUCCGUCAUGCCCGAGCAGAUCGCGCGCUACAACAUGGACUGCAUCGCCAAAGUGGCCAAGCAGCAGUCUGAGGAAGGAGACAAAAACGGCUCGGACGACGAUGACGAGGAGAAGCCCGGGAAGAGGGUGAUGGGGCCCCGGAAGAAGUUUGUCUGGGACGACAAGCUCAGGUCGCUGCUGUGCUCUCUGGUGCGAGUGAAGCUGGGCUGCUACGAGCUAGAGGGCAAGACCUCCGUGUCUCUGGAAGAUUACCUCAAAGCCUUUAUGGAGACCGAGGUCAAGCCCCUCUGGCCCAAAGGGUGGAUGCAAGUCUCCACGACGGGCAGCGGCGGCCUCAUAAGCUCAGGGUCCACUCUUCCGCUGGGGUUCGGGAUGCUGGGGGGCCUGGUGCCCGUCUCCCUGCCCUUCCAGUUCCCCUCCAUGCUCAGCCUGCCACAGCUGGGGGGGGGCGGCGCCGGGGCGGCGGCCAGCGGUGCGGCGGCCAGCAGCAGCGCCUCCUUCUCCACCCUGACGCAGAGUGAACGUCGGUCAAGGCCAGGGCGGAGACGCCAAGAGGAAGACUCUUUGAUCCGGCGAGCUUCCCAGAAAUCGGGGACGGAACACGAGUUUGAUGCAGAUCACCGGCAAGAAGGGACUCACCAUGCCAACGUCACACUUCAAUAA
Messenger RNA from Menidia menidia (Atlantic silverside), 2259 nucleotides. The record is from the annotation of a GenBank genome assembly. Lineage: Eukaryota; Metazoa; Chordata; Actinopteri; Atheriniformes; Atherinopsidae.